CGUCUCACGAAAGAAAAGCGGCAGAGCACUCCAUCGCGACCCUUCAAAGAUAGCGUCAUCGACGCAAUAGCUGGAGGAUUAAGACACCGCACAACGGCGGAGCAUACGGCACUGAAAGGACGGUGGCUGGUCACAUCAUGCCAUAAGAGCGGCAUUAAGCAUGGGGGAGGCGGGUGAUAUGCCCCGUGUCAAGGAUAUCGGACGUGGGCGUGGACGGGGGAAGAAGCACCUUGGUGAUAAGGAGGGGGAAUUACGCAUGCGGCUCGGCUGGAAUGUCAUGGCUGACUGUACCGUAGGUACCUACAACCUAAAGGAGGCAAAGUCUGUUGUUGCACAAACUUCUGGAGACGGAAUUGGUAGGUAGGCGGGGGGCUUUAGUGGCUUGAUGUUAGUUUGUA
Molecule: messenger RNA, 398 nt
Organism: Neurospora hispaniola
Lineage: Eukaryota; Fungi; Ascomycota; Sordariomycetes; Sordariales; Sordariaceae
Exons: 1
Coding region: 161-364 (67 amino acids)
Source: RefSeq, a predicted model, not a curated record